UUGUGUAUAAAACAUCUGUAAAAUUGUUAUAACAAUAUUCUAACAAAAUUGUUUUCUUUGAGCCUAGACAAAAUAAUAAACCAUAAAAAAUGAGAGAUUAUCCUUUGAUAAACAAAGAUUGGAAAAAGUUUAGAAGAGGGAAAAGGGUGUACAAGUUAAUCGGCAAGUCUAGAAGGAAGAGGCUAGCUUGGCUUGAAAUCGAACGGAAGAAAUGGAUGAACACAGAUGCAAUCUAUGAUAACAAGAUUCAAUGGAUCAGGAAAAAACAGAAAAAAGUACCAUUGGACGAGAUAGAACGGCGGAAAAAAAACAAACUAGGUCUGCCCCAUAGCUUGAAAGAUUCCUUAGAAGGGACUGUUGUAAAAGAUUGGGAGAUGAUACAAACUGAGCCCUUCAAGCCUGAGAAACUUACAGUGUUAGAACAGAAACAAAUAAAGAGAGACAUGAUCUUCAAAUGGUUGGCAGAGUCUAAAAGAAAGCGUGAAUUUGGUCAACAAGAAUCAUCAAAGGAAGAAGAUCUUGAAUCUGCUUAUAGAAAAAGGCAAUUUGAUUUACUGGCCAGAGCAGCUGAGGAACAUGAACAAAAGCGGGCAAAGAGGAUUAAAGCUGAGAACAAGUUUGUCACCAAGGUCCUUAAAAACAUGGGCGCGUACAUUUGUGAAAUGAGGCGAAAGGCAGGCGAGACCACGUACAGCAGGUAUCUCCGUCUACUCUCGACGCAUAAGUCCACUCUUGUCGAUGAUGUCAAGGUGUAUCAUACUGGCAGCAAGUACAAAGGCCAGUUCUCACCGUUGGGUAUGGACGGCUCAGGUGUUUACCGACUUGCACAUGGCCCUCUUUACGAAGGUUUUACAAUAGAUGGAAAAUUUGAAGGAUUCGGCCGUAUGAUUUACCCAAACGGUGGUAUUUUGCAAGGUACAUGGUCGAAUGGGGUCAUCUGCGACCCUCACUACGUAUUCGCCGACGGGCUACAGUUCGAAAUCAGCGACUGGCGCUACUGCCAAAUGCCGGACAGAAGGUUCCAGACUGAGAUACUGAACGGGUUGAAGGCGCCUCUGAAUGUCCAGCUGGCGAACGACCACCCGGCUCGCGAGAUCCCCCUCAACUGCCUCGACGCCGGUGAGGGCUUCUACAACCCGAGAAAGCACUACAUUUUCCACGCGACAAAAGGCGACGUCAUCAGAAUACCGAGCAAAAAGGAGGGGGCUUGGAUCAAAGAGCACUGUAGGAAAGCGUGGGACGAGAACGUACCCUUCAAACGGGAGAUGUACGAAAAUUGGUUCCAAGGUACCAAAUUCUACCUGGAAGAUGACGAAACCUUCAACAAGGAUUGGUACAACAAAAUGUUUCCGGAUGUCAAGGUUUGCGACGCAGAUUUGGACGAGGUCGUGCUGGCCCGGGCUGGUGCCCUUCGGCAGUCGGUGGUCUACUCUUCCAGGCCCCACGAAAUGGACUAUCCGAGCAAGAUCACCGAGGCGUUGCCUUUCUACGACGCAAACAAAAGAUCCUCAUAAAGUCUAGUUCCUGGAUGGCCAGUAUUAAAUCUGAUGUUAAAAUA
Molecule: messenger RNA, 1558 nt
Organism: Cimex lectularius (bed bug)
Lineage: Eukaryota; Metazoa; Arthropoda; Insecta; Hemiptera; Cimicidae
Exons: 9
Coding region: 90-1514 (474 amino acids)
Source: RefSeq, a predicted model, not a curated record